AUGUCUCUUGCUGCUGUACCGACUGCUUCAUUGCUUUUAGAGCUACAGAAACGUAUUGAAUGCUCGAAAAAGAAGGAACGUCGUACUAUUUUUAUUGGACCUCCUGGAUGUGGCAAAGGCACACAGUCACCUUUAAUAAAGGAAGAAUACUGUUUUUGUCACUUGGCGACUGGUGACAUUCUACGUGCUGCUGUAGCCGCCGGUACUGAUAUGGGUAAGAAGGCAAAGGCUGCUAUGGAAUCUGGCGCCCUUGUGACAGACGAGAUUGUGGUUGGCAUUAUUAAGGAUGCUAUCAAAAGCCCCGAGUGUCGUCGUGGUUUUAUUCUUGACGGCUUUCCACGCACUGUCGUACAGGCUAAAAAGCUCGAUGAAAUGCUGGCAAAGGAAAAUAAGUCGGUGGACGCUGUGGUGAAUUUUAACAUUCCGGACGAUGUCCUGGUGGAACGUGUAGCUGGUCGUCGCAUACACCCAGCCAGUGGUCGUAGCUACCACGUCAAGUUUGCACCGCCUAAGAUAGAAGGAAAGGAUGAUAUUACGGGUGACCCUCUCAUCCAGCGCAAGGAUGACAAUGAGGCUACACUAGGCUCGCGUCUUGAAGCUUUUCACAAGCAGACGCAGCCUGUGAUUGACUUUUACCGCAAGCAGGGUAAGCUUGUUGACGUGAAUGCUCACACAGACAUGGUCAAGGUCACGGAGCAGAUUCGCAAAAGUCUCGGCUCGGACUAG
Peronospora belbahrii is the source of this 726-nucleotide messenger RNA. NCBI's taxonomy places the organism in Eukaryota, Oomycota, Peronosporomycetes, Peronosporales, Peronosporaceae. The record is from the annotation of a GenBank genome assembly.